Alosa sapidissima (American shad) is the source of this 5232-nucleotide messenger RNA. It is a transcript of the gene ipo13b, whose product is annotated as importin 13b. The transcript is spliced from 21 exons. Gene Ontology annotation, biological process: protein import into nucleus. Gene Ontology annotation, molecular function: small GTPase binding. Gene Ontology annotation, cellular component: nuclear membrane; cytoplasm. Bases 479 to 3373 code for a protein of 964 amino acids. NCBI's taxonomy places the organism in Eukaryota, Metazoa, Chordata, Actinopteri, Clupeiformes, Clupeidae. The record is from RefSeq and is a predicted model, not a curated record.
ACCAGGUUAUCAACGCAGUGACAGAUGGGAGGCAAAAGGCUCUAGCCGGGUUGUGACGGCAAUCUUAACUAUCAUUGAAACAGCAUAAUAUUAUGUAUAUCAGACGCUAUAGCAGCACAUGGCAAUGUAUUUGAAUGCCAGUCUUCGUCGGUAGAUCAUUUGAAAACGUUUGCAUCAAUACCACUGUAAGAAAAGCUCGCAAAAUGUGUUGUCAAUAAUGAGGUACAGAGGAAGAUGCUAGCCGACUAGCUAGCAAAGACACGUCGUUCCCUCUCUUUAGCUGGCCAGCUAGGAAAACGGUCUACACGCCCAAAGAAGAUAUUUUCAUUUGUAGCCUAAAUUAUCGAACUCUGAAUUCAUAGUUAUUUAUAGUGAUUUUAGUCAGAAGGAGUACGUGCUGAACAUCUCCAGCAAAGUGCGUUUACAACGCCGUUGUGUUCCGUCAUUGACAGCAACUGUUCACUUACAACACAAGACCAUGGAUACACCGGGUAGGAUAGCACAGACGCCGGAUGCUGUGGACUUCACCGUGGAGAACGUGGAAAAGGCUUUGCAUCAGCUCUACUAUGACCCCAACAUUGAGAACAAGAAUCUGGCCCAGAAGUGGCUCAUGCAGGCCCAGGUGUCUCCCCAGGCCUGGCAGUUCUGCUGGGCCCUGCUCAGCCCAGACAAGGUGCCAGAAAUCCAAUACUUUGGCGCGUCGGCCCUUCACACCAAGAUCUCGCGCUACUGGGCCGACAUCCCAGCCGAGCAAUACGACUCGCUCAAGACACAACUGUUCGCCCACAUCGCCCGUUUCGCCACGGGCGCAAAGAUCGUGCUGACGCGCCUGUGCGUGGCGCUGGCCUCGCUGGCGCUCAACACCAUGCCCGAGGCCUGGCCCGGCGCCGUCUCCGAGAUGGUCCGCGCCUUCCAGCAGGCCGAGGGGCCCGCCAGCAGCGGCAUGGACGGUCGCGCCCGCUGCCUGGCGCUGCUGGAGCUGCUCACGGUGCUGCCAGAGGAGUUCCAGACCAGCCGGUUGCCGCAGUACCGCAAGGGUCAGGUGCGCGGUGCGCUUGGGCGGGAGUGGGUGUCCGUACAGCCCUUGCUGCAGCAGCUGCUGCGACAAGCGGACUCGCCAGGGCUGGUGCGGGCACGCGUGCUCAAGUGCCUGUCCAGCUGGGUGCUGCUGGACGUGCCGCUGUGCGAGAGUGAGGGCCUCGUGGAGGACGCCUUCGCUGCGCUGGCCGACCCAGAGCUGUUUGACGCCGCCGUUGAGGCCAUCGUCAACGCCGUCUCGCAGCCCGACUCCCAGAGGUAUGUGAAUACGUUGCUGAAGUUGGUUCCCCAGGUUUUGCAGCUACAGGAACAACUGAGGGAGGCAGUGCAAAAUGGAGACAUGGAGACUUCACACGGGAUCUGCCGUAUUGCUGUUGCCCUUGGAGAAAACCACUCAAGGGCUCUGCUGGAGCAGGUGGAGCAUUGGCAGGGUUUCCUGGCACUGGUGAACAUGAUCAUGUUCUGCACUGGCAUCCCUGGGCACUACCCAGUCAACGAGACCACCAGCUCCCUCACCCUCACGUUCUGGUACACACUACAGGAUGAUAUCAUGUCGUUCGAGGCAGAGAAGCAGGCCGUAUAUCUGCAGGUGUAUAGGCCCGUGUACUUCCAGCUGGUGGACGUGCUGCUGCACAAGGCCCAGUUCCCCACAGACGAGGAGUACGCCUCCUGGUCCUCCGACGAGAAAGAGCAGUUCAGGAUCUACAGGGUGGACAUCUCCGACACCCUGAUGUACGUGUACGAGAUGCUGGGAGCGGAGUUGCUUAGUAAUCUUUAUGACAAGCUGGGCCGGCUGCUGACUAAUCCAGAACACCCUACGUCCUGGCAGCACACAGAGGCUCUACUGUAUGGGUUUCAGUCUAUUGCCGAGACGAUAGAUGUAAACUACUCCGACGUCAUUCCAGGCCUGAUUGGCCUCAUCCCCCGUAUCAACAUCAACAACGUCCAGCUGGCCGACACAGUCAUGUUCACUAUAGGCGCGCUGGCGGAGUGGCUGGCUGAUCACCCGGUGAUGCUGAGCAGCGUGCUGCCCCUGGUGCUUCAGGCCCUGGGCAACCCGGACCUGUCCGUGUCCAGCGUGUCCACGCUCAAGAAGAUCUGCCGCGAGUGCAAAUACGACUUGCCGCCCUAUGCCACCAACAUCGUGGCCGUCUCACAGGAAGUGCUUAUUAAACAGAUCCACAAGACGAGUCAGUGUAUGUGGCUGAUGCAGGCUCUGGGUUUCCUGCUGUCUGCCCUUCCUGUGGAGGAGAUUCUGAGCAACCUGCACUCCCUCAUCACGCCCUACAUCCAGCAGCUGGAGAAACUGGCCGACGAGACGCCGAACCCUUCCAACAAGCUGGCCAUCAUCCACAUCCUGGGCCUGCUGUCCAACCUCUUCACCACACUGGACAUCACCAAGCAGGACGACGAGUCAGGAGACAGACAGCCGCCAGUCAAAUCAACCCCCCCACCCACAGGACCCAACCCUGUGGUGGUGGUGCUGCAGCAGGUGUUUGCCCUCAUUCAGACCGUCCUCAGCAAGUGGCUCAACGACUCGCAGGUGGUGGAGGCUGUGUGUGCCAUCUUUGAGAAGUCUGUGAAGACUCUCCUGCAUGACUUUGCCCCCAUGGUGUCUCAGCUGAGUGAGAUGCUGGGACAGAUGUACAGCACCAUUCCCCAGGCCUCCGCACUCGACCUGACCCGACAGAUGGUGCACAUAUUUGCCAGCGAAACAGACCACUUCCCCCCAAUCAAAGCGCUGUUCGAGUUGGUCACCUCCGUCACCCUGUCCAUCUUCCAGCAAGGGCCCAGGGAUCAUCCUGAUAUUGUUGAUUCAUUUAUGCAACUCCAAGCUCAGGCUCUCAAACGGAAACCCGAUUUGUACUUGUCUGAGAAUCUUGAUGUGAAAGCGGUCUUCCACUGUGGAGUGCUGUCGCUUAAAUUCCCUGAGGCUCCAACGGUCAAGUCUACUUGUCUGUUCUUUACGGAGCUGCUGCCUCACUGUGCAGACAUCCCUCCUGUGGGUCAGGUGGUCCAGCAGGAAGGGAAGCUCCUUCUACAGGCAGUGCUGGAGGCCAUUGGUGGCCAGUCGUCGCGGAGUCUGAUGGACCAGUUUGCCGAGGUGCUGUUCUCCCUGAACAAGCACUGUUUCGGCCUGCUCACUGUGUGGCUGAAAGAAGCGCUGCAGUCGCCCGGCUUCCCCUCCUCACGCGUCUCCCCCGAGCAGAAGAACACCUUCAGCCAGCAGGUCCUGAGGGAGCGUGUGAACAAGAGAAGAGUGAAGGACAUCGUGAAGGAGUUCACCCUGGUGUGUCGAGGCCUCCACGGCACAGAGUAUGCUGCCGAGUACUGACUGACUGACCACUCUCCAGCUCCGGCUCCACAGUCCCGAAGCAGCCGGGUCAGGCGCUCCGGUGCCAGGACAUCCAGCACUAGCGCUUCCCCAGGCCCCGUGAACUUCAUGGAAAUAUCCCCCCAACUCUCACACAAACCCACACACCAUGGCUCUACAGAUGUGCUGUGCAGACGUGAUGUAGUCUUUCCCCCCAGUGCAGCCUGAGAUGAGGCAGAGACUAGCUGAGACUGUGCAGUCAGUCAGAGCAGGAGAGGUCAUGUUUUCCUCUUUUAUCCCUUCUAUUUCUCUCUCUCUCGCUCUCUCUUUCUCUAUAUAUAUAUAUCUAUCUAUCUCUAUCUCUUUUCUCUCUUUUUCAGUCUGUGUAUGCAGUCUCUGUCCAUCACUUUCUACAUCUGUCAUCUUUGCACCCUUCAUUUAUCUAUCUCUACCUCUAUAUUCAUUUCAUUUCACUUUUCCAUCUAUCUAUUUGCCCUCUUUCUUUCCUCGUCUCCACCUCUCCUGCGGCAUGCACACUGUAAAAUGUCAUCCCUUCUUUCUACUCGUUUUUCGAUCUUCCGUGGCUCCUAGGCUGUUCUCUUGUGACUUUUGCAUCCGUACGAACAAAGAUAUAGUGUUAGGUCAACUUUUUUUUUUAGAGAUAAAUGAAAAGAGCUAUAUUAUGUAUGUACACAUACACAAACAUAUAUAUAUAUAUAUAUAUAUAUAUACAAAUCUAUAUUAUUAAUACAGGGUGCGAUAGUCCUGCUGCCACUGCUGCUAACAGACAGAGGGACCAAUGAAGACUGAAAACUCCUGUGGCUUUAUUCAUUGAUCAUCAUCUAUAUCUCUAUAUACAUAUAAAUAUCUAACAAUUCCAAGCUGUCGCCCUUUUAUGCCCUUAUUCUGCCAAAUUGUUGUGAACUUUUGUCAUGUGAUAUAGGUUUUUUUUUAAUUGUCAUAUUUUUUUUAUAUAACAUUAGCAGUUGGAUAAUGGUAGGCCCAGUGGUAAUUGAAAGAAACUGACUGGACAGGAGAAGAAUGUCUGCUUACUGCUGGUCCACACAGUGAAUGUGGAAGGACUUGUUUGCCCUCCCAGCUGAAGGGAUGAAAUGGACUCCUAAGAGAACGGUAGCCGGUCUGGUGAUGAGGAGGGGAACUCACUAUCACUUCCUCUCAGGACUUUUGGCAUGGAACGUGGCUUUUGUGACCGGUCACCAGAAAGAAGGCCCUGGUAAACUAAUGGUCAGUCAGUGGUUGUUUGGAUGACCAAUGGUGGGCCUACUUGGAGCUACUCUGUCAACUCCCCACUAUACAGCACUGUUGUAGAGCCUUGACGAUUGUGUUUUAGCCAUGCUAGUUGACGCACAUCUUGUGACAUGUCGCGUAUGUAAAAGAUACACGUCUCACUUGUAGUUUGACUCUUCGGUGCACUUAUUGUUUUGGGAACUACAGUUUUCCUUUUAAUGGCAAAAAAGACGCAAGACACUAACAGCAAUCGUAAUGGCAUCUCCAUGAUGGCGAAGUUCUCACCGGCCCUCCUCAUCUAGACACGCGCGCGCGCGCACACACACACACCGCAUGCCAUAAGUGUUGACCACUGUUUCUUCUGACAGUCCAUGCCCAGUUGGUGCCUGCAGACAUGUAGCAUGCGUGUUCUUUUCGGGAGGGUGUGGGUAUGGGAGACACGGGAGGGUAUGCAACGCUUCGGUACACUGAGGGAGUGUCGGUACUGUUUUGAUGAUGCGCACGGUUUGGUUAUGCCACUUGCGUCAAUCAGUGAGACAAUUAAGAGAGAUGGGGGCGGUGAGAGGUUGAUCUGUACAUUCAUUUUUUUGUACCUUGUUUUAAUUUAUUAAAUAUAUCUAAUAAGACAAUAA